GGCAACCCAGCAGCCUCUAAACUCUCCCCGCCCAUCAAGCGACCAUGAGCGCAGACUGAAACCGACACAGCGUUUGACUUAACCUUUACAUUUAUCUUUGUAUGUAUAAUUUAUAUGAUUGACAUUUGGCCUUUUCGUCGAGUAAUUCCCUCCUGAUGAACAAUGACAGAAGUUAAAGUCAAAAAAGAGUCGACGGACCCUGUAGAUAUCGAGAAUAGGAUAAAGGAGCUGUGUCAGCAGUUUCCACAUGGGAUCACAGACCAGGUCAUCCAGAACGACAUGCCUCAUGUUGAGGCGCAGCAGCGGGCCAUGGCCAUCAACAGACUGCUGUCUGUGGGUCAAUUAGACUUGCUCAAAAACAGCAAUGGCCUUUUAUACAGGCUUAAGGAUGCUCAGUCUACAAGUAAAGUAAAAGGCUCUGAUACCCAAGAAAAGCUAGUUUACCAGAUCAUAGAAGAUGCUGGAAAUAAAGGAAUUUGGAGCAGAGACAUCAGAUACAAGAGUAACCUUCCACUCACAGAAAUCAAUAAAAUCCUCAAGAAUCUUGAGAGUAAGAAGCUCAUCAAAGCGGUGAAGUCUGUAGCGGCCUCAAAGAAGAAGGUCUACAUGCUGUACAACCUGCAGCCGGACCGAUCUGUGACAGGAGGCGCCUGGUACAGCGAUCAGGAUUUUGAGUCUGAGUUUGUUGAGGUUCUCAACCAACAGUGCUUUAAGUUCCUGCAAAGUAAGGCUGAAGCAGCGAGAGACAGUAAGCAAAGCCCCAUGGUGCAAAGAAACAGCUCCUUUGCCACCUCUCAUGAAGUGUGGAAGUACAUCUGUGAGCUCGGCAUCAGCAAAGUGGAUUUAUCCAUGGAGGACAUUGAGACCAUUCUAAACACGCUGAUCUUUGAUGGCAAGGUGGAGAUGACUAUAAUCGCUGCUAAAGAGGGGACAGUGGGGAGUGUAGAUGGACAGAUGAAGCUCUACAGGGGUGUGAAUCCCAUAAUUCAACCCACUGGUCUGGUCAAAACACCAUGUGGACUGUGCCCGGUUUUUGAUGACUGUCAUGAAUUUACAUAGAUCACUCCCUCUAACUCUGAAAAACAAACCUGA
Cyprinus carpio (common carp) is the source of this 1092-nucleotide messenger RNA. It is a transcript of the gene polr3f, whose product is annotated as polymerase (RNA) III (DNA directed) polypeptide F. Gene Ontology annotation, cellular component: RNA polymerase III complex. Gene Ontology annotation, biological process: transcription by RNA polymerase III. The record is from RefSeq and is a predicted model, not a curated record. Lineage: Eukaryota; Metazoa; Chordata; Actinopteri; Cypriniformes; Cyprinidae.